Colletotrichum godetiae is the source of this 1197-nucleotide messenger RNA. RefSeq lists its product as uncharacterized. The record is from RefSeq and is a predicted model, not a curated record. NCBI's taxonomy places the organism in Eukaryota, Fungi, Ascomycota, Sordariomycetes, Glomerellales, Glomerellaceae. The transcript has a single exon. The coding region runs from base 197 to 799 and encodes 200 amino acids.
CGUCUGUUUCCAAUUCUUACCCGUCAUGUACGUACCGCCAAACCUUGAAUGAGCAAGGCAAGGUACGGUGCCGAGUGGGGGAUACCAAUCAUGACAGCAGCUGGGGGCGCGCUCAAGGUCGAAGUCGGACGAGACAGCCGGAACAAGCCUCUCUUGUCUUGAGGCUUGUUACCGCACUUGGGUGUGUCAAUGUCGUAUGGUGGACGAAAUGCCACUGUCGUCAACGAUUCGGGCGUCCAUCGUCUUUCUCAGAACUCCUCCCAUCCUGCUCCUUCUCCCCUCUACUUUGUACCAAGCUCUCGUCUGUCUGUCCGCAAAGGUCAUCUCUUGUGUGUACGUGGCAUUGCCCAUCAAGGGGCCUUCCCUGGCGGGAACCGCUGGUUGCGAGGCGCCAUGGGUGGGUGUGGACAAGGAUGUGAUGGCUGCAUGGCCUUCGAUCUUUAAUAGCUCCGGGGACUUCUUCAGGCCCCCCUGCCACCGCCUGUCUGUGACCACUCACUGCUGGCCAGUCACACCGGCACAUCAGGCCAAGCCGAAUGGGACCUCAUUUUGUGGUCAAACCCCAUCCCGUCAACGUUGGCCGACGUUUUGUUGUUCGGAAACACCCCUGGGAAUGGCAGCACGCUCUCACAGAGAUCACCCUGGCACCCUGGCACAGACUCAAACGAUGCCUAUUCGUAGUAUAUCCGUACUGGCGCUUGUGCUGUUUAUCGCCCGUUGUCAUUUGCUUGGUUUUCGGAUUUUAUGCUUCAAUGGCGACAUGUGUCCCAGCGCAAUGCCGCCGCAGCGUCUGGGGUAGGUAUUGAGAUGACGAGAGAAGGGGUAUGUCGGACUUGAGCCGCCAGCCGCGGACUGGGCUUCGGGGAAGCUGACAUUCGUUGCAACGAUGACAAGCGAUCGAUUCGUUGGAAGUUGGGUGGCGACGAUUACCGCAGAUUGACAGUUCGUUUCCUCUCUGACAUUCAGUGAUGCCAUAGCGAACGCAACGGCGUCUCUCUCCUAGCCGAGAAAGCCUAGUCAAGCAAACGAGCGAUCUGGCACUUUUCUUGGUUGUCUUAGGGCAGCCCGUCCGAGGUUUGCGGCACCGUCCGAAGGCGUCCAGGGGGCCCUUUUCUCGAGUCAGUCUUGGCCGCCUGGGCACUGUGGCGCUCUCCCCAAAGCUAGCCACAGCUUGCGCUGGGGAAAGGCAUGUCUGCC